Messenger RNA from Diaporthe batatas, 1432 nucleotides. RefSeq lists its product as uncharacterized. The record is from RefSeq and is a predicted model, not a curated record. Lineage: Eukaryota; Fungi; Ascomycota; Sordariomycetes; Diaporthales; Diaporthaceae. The coding region runs from base 114 to 1241 and encodes 375 amino acids. The transcript has a single exon.
CCGAUUUCGAAACUGGUGAGAAGCUGUCAAGUUGCUGGGCCCAGCUCCGACCCAAAACUUGAGCUUGACAUUCGAACUUUGCCAUAUCUGCUACCAAGUGGCCCACCAUCAUCAUGGCCACCAACACAAGACUCCACCUCAAACUCUCCCUUCCUCGCCCCGAGUUUCUCCACAGGAAAAGCCAACCUCUCCCGCCAACGCCGGAAGAAAAUGAAGAAGAAUUCCAGUUCGCGCGUCAGGAGACUGGCGACUCGGAGGAUGCGACAGAUUGGAUCAAGAGCACCAUCCGAGACCAAGGCCGCUGGGAAAGGCACAUGUCACUGAUCCAGAUCGACUGCCCACACAACAUGGCCGGGCUCCGGAGGCUGGGCAGGCUUUCAAAAUCAGAGGGCACCAAGGCGUGCCGCAAGAUGGUGCGCAUCCCGGUGUUGUAUGACGAGAUAGGCUGCUUCCUCUGGGAGAAGCUCGCAGAGCUGGAGCGCGGGCCAGACUUUGGGCGAGAGGACGAGGAGAAGGCGGCCGAGUACGCAAGGGGGGUGACAUACCGCACGAUGAUGGCGCUGGACGAGCGCUUCCGAUUCGACCAGCCAGCGGUCGACGGUGACAUCGCCAGAACAACAAGGAUCCACGGCCGUGCCAGGCAGGACAGCGAGCCCGUCUCCCCAAAACACAUCCACCAGCCACAAGCCGACUCGUCACCCCAGGAGAAGAGGCCCAGCAUCCCCCACGCCUGCAACUUCUGCCGGUCCAGCAGCGCCUGCGAGCGGCCGACCAUCCCCGCCGAAAUAGCCGCCGACGCCCUGGCCGCGACACGUGGAAGGAUAGUGGACGACCAGCAAGCAGCACCAUUGCGAGGCAGCCCGCACGCGCGGCUGCGGCUGACCCGGUCGCUGAGCCGGUCGGGCCAGACACCGCCACGGGCGCCCGUGUUCUUCAACCACAGCAGGAGGAGCAGCAACUCGAGCAGCCUGAUCUGGCGGCACGACAGCGACCAACAACACCCCGACCCUGGACCCUCGUCCCUCGCGGACGCCAGGAGGAGCGCCAGCAGCAGCGGCCGCCGCGGCCCGGCGAAGGGACCCGGCAGGGCGAGGUCCCGGGACGACACGCUCGGCGGCCGGGUCGGGUCCGUGGUGGGUAGCCUCGGCAGGGGCGUCGUGGUUGCCAUCGGCGGGAGCAUGGCUCAUGGAUAUGGACAAAGCGGCCGGGUCAACCGGAAUGGGUCGCUCUGGUCUGUUUGAGGGUGUGGAUUCCAGCCAGGCGUAAAAGUCUUGGGUUAGACCAAGGAGUUCCGAUGCUUUUCCAAGGAGCGAAGGUGUUUGGCGUGACGGAUUCUGACGACCCCAUAGAGGGCAUGCAAAUAAAAUUAAUUUAAUAUAAAGCUUCAAACUAGACCACCCAAGAAAUGUCAUAUAAGCAGUGCAUAUUCUGC